This is a messenger RNA of Sphaerulina musiva SO2202, 1512 nucleotides long. RefSeq lists its product as uncharacterized. The record is from RefSeq and is a predicted model, not a curated record. Gene Ontology annotation, biological process: peptidyl-L-cysteine S-palmitoylation; protein targeting to membrane. The coding region runs from base 42 to 1154 and encodes 370 amino acids. Gene Ontology annotation, cellular component: extrinsic component of endoplasmic reticulum membrane; endoplasmic reticulum palmitoyltransferase complex. The transcript has a single exon. NCBI's taxonomy places the organism in Eukaryota, Fungi, Ascomycota, Dothideomycetes, Mycosphaerellales, Mycosphaerellaceae.
GUCCGUCUGUCCAACGCAAUUGCUACUGUAUAAUCAUAAUCAUGGACGCCCUCCACAAAUUCGCUGGCGUCAGCGAAGCCCAACGCUCCGACGCCGCCUCUCCGCCUCCUCCAGCAGCAGCAGUACCAGCCUCAGCCUCAGCAUUAUCCAUCCCUCCUCCCGUACCGCCCAAAGACGACGCGCGCAGCAUCAAAAGCUCCAAGAGCAGUCGACGCGCUUCCAUCCCCCUCAACAGGCGGAAAUCCCAAAAGUCCAUCCGAUCUGGCAUAUCAGCCAACUCGUCCAUACGCAGCAAAAACAGACUCCCCACCGACAGUAGAGGAAACAUCCCGCCCACCCCCAAGAUUCCCAAGAGCGAGCGUAAUCAGUAUGGAGAUCUAGCACCUCAAGCUGUCACGGGCGGACCGGGUAGUACCCACAGCUCGCGCCGGCGUGCAGAGGGACAAGCGAGCAGCACAUUCGAAGGAGAAGGCGAAGAUGGAGAAGGUGAAGGCGAAGGCGGAGAAGAUGAAAGCGACUUUGAAUGGGGUCCUCAACAUCCUUGUUUCCCUCACCCUAAUCCUCAUUGCGAGCCCGAUACCCGCGAAGCACAAGAAACGAGAGUCAUACGCGUCAAACGAGAUUACCUCAUCGCGGGAGACUUGUACCCUCAAUACGCAAACCUCUAUCCAGAGAUUCUCGAUCCUUUGGUCACAGACGACGAGUUUCGCAUUGUCAUUGGGCGGCUCAAUGAGAUAAUGGAACAAGCUUUCAGUCCGGAUACGGUUCGCGCAUGGGUCGACGCGAUAUUGGGCAUCGCGACGGGAUAUUUCUGGGAAGAUUUGGGAUUCACGGGUGUGAGGUCUGGGGAGAAGGAAAUGGAAGGGUAUAUUUAUCAAUGGAACCAAGAACGAGAGAAGGAAGGGAGAGAUGUCAGACUCGUACAGCCGCGGACGACGGGAUUCAUGACGUUGGAUUUCGUGGUGCCAGAUCCAGGAAUUGAUAUCGCUGUGGAAGAGAAUACCGACAAUGCUGUUGCUGGUGAUGGUGUUGGUGAUGGUGAAGGAGAAGGAGGAGGAGCAGAUGCGACUCUCAUCGGGACGGACUCCACUCCUACUGCUGCUACUUCUACUGCUACUCCUGCUGCUCCUGCGCUGUCUUCAGAACGGACCUAGUAUGUCUAUCGAAGAGUACGAAAAUCUGGCACAUGGUAUACCAUUCGGUGGUACGUAUACCUAUCGUGAAUGAUGAUGGAAAACUUUUCAAAAGGGAGGGUUGAUGACCGGUUCACCAUAUGGCGGAGCUGUUAUUUCUGCACUGGCGUUUUUUAUUUUCUCUUUUUGCUGUUAUGAAGAGCGAACGAUACCACAAGGGUUGGGAGAGAGACAGAGAGACAGAGAGAUGGGGAGACAUUUCCCCGUCUUCGUACUCCUUUUUUUCGGAUGACAAGAGGACAAAUUACACGAUACGACAGGAUAGGAUAGUGACGUCCAUGCAUGCAUGCAGUAAUUGUACGAUGAUGAAAGAUACAUA